UACAGAACAAUGAAGACUAUAUUUUAGUGGUAUAUAUAUGCUCUGUUAUAUGCUCUGUUCAAUUAAAAGUCCAAUCUGCCAUAUUUAUUGAUAUAUAUACACAUCGAUUCUUGUCUCAGGAGCUUAGUACACACGUAUUACCUCAGCAUAACCCACAAGAUGCACAAAUAAGUGUUUAUAGUUAAAAAUGUUUAAAUCUAUCCUUUGAUCUUGUCCUUGCAUCAUUUCAGUUAUUUAUUUGAAAGAGGUUACAUUUCUCCAGCCCCACCCCACUGCUUUAAAACUAACCAUGUGGCUGGCUGCUGUUUGGCUAGGGAAAAAAUAAUAACAAUUGUGCCUUUUAAAAUGUAUUUAUCUAACUGUUUUCCUUUUGAAGUUGGAUCUGCCCUUCAUUUAGCCAGUAGCCCCUCUGGCUUCAGCUUCCAACCAGUUAUCAGUCCCUCCAAGUCCCUGGCCAAGCUGAACCGGAUCAGAGUGUCUGUGGACGAGGACCAGGACGUGACUCAAGACAAACAGGCUACUAAAACCAAAGUCUUUACUGGUGGGUCAGCUUCAGUGGGAGGAUUUACUUUUAGAUUUGGGGCCGACUCUCAGCCCACCACCAACCCUCCCAUCCCUGAGUCUGGCUACUUCAUCAAGCCCUUCGUCGUACCUGUCCAACCAGCUAAGAGCAUUGAGAGAAAGCCUGUGGACUUUGGGAAGAUGUAUUUUGGCCAGCCGAUCCCUGCUGAGCCUCCUAAAGUGCUUAGCUUUGGUGCUGGAAUAGUCGCCCAGUCCACUCCAUCAUCCGCUGCCUUUAAAUUCAACUCCAACUUUAAAUCCAAUGACGGGGACUUCACUUUCAAGUCCAAAAAUAGUGAGACCCUGUUGAAGCUUCUAACGUCAGACAUUCCCACCAAAUCAGAGGGACCCUCAGAGGGGAAGCCCCAAGUGCCUCCUAGUAAGGGAGGGAUUUUUACCUUUGGCACUAAAAGCGCUCCUGGGUUCUCCUUUAAUGACUCAAUCCAGAUCCAGGACAAACCAAACCCGUUUGGAAAAUUUGACCAGCCAUUUAGUUUCACUGAUGUAACCACGCCGGUAUUUGGGCUGGCAAACACAGCAGAGGAGGAGAAGCGAGCCGAGAGCAAUAACAAAAGCACUCAUGUGGAGGAAGACGAGGAUGGGCCUCACUUUGAGCCUAUUGUGCCCCUCCCUGACAAAGUAGACGUGAAGACUGGAGAGGAGGAAGAGGAGGAGAUGUUCUGUAACAGGGCCAAGCUGUUCAGAUUCGAUGCGGAGACAAAAGAGUGGAAAGAGAGAGGUAUCGGCUUAGUCAAAAUCCUAAAGCACAAUACAUCAGGGAAAGUGCGUCUGCUGAUGAGGAGGGAGCAGGUUCUGAAGAUCUGCGCUAACCACUACAUCACGCCAGAUAUGAUCCUGAAAUCAAAUGCUGGAUCUGACAAGUCCUGGGUCUGGAAUGCCGUUGAUUAUGCGGAUGAGGAACCAAGGCCUGAGCAACUGGCCAUCCGGUACAAAACGGAAGACGAGGCAUUGCUCUUCAAGACAAAGUUUGAAGAGGCUCAGAAGAUCGUUCCCAAAUCUCCAAAAAUGCAGCAAGAUCAGUCAUAUAGGAAAAAUAAUUUUCCUAAACUCUCUGCUCCAUUGGCGACAAACUUUGCUGCCCAAUUAGCAAAGAAGUACGGGGAGUGGGACUGUGAUGUGUGCUGUGUAAGAAAUGCAGCUAAAGUUAUGCAGUGUGUUGCCUGCCAGACUGCCAACCCUAAUGCCCCAUCAAAGCUGGACAGCGCACCGGCUACUGACAUCAAAGGGUUUACUAGUGGGGCAGCUUCAGUGGGAGGAUUUACUUUUGGAUUUGGAGCUGACUCAUCAAAAGACACCAGCAGCGCAGGAUCUAUUGGAGAAGGAUUUGGGUCUUUUGGAGCUCAGAUACCCUCCUCCUUUACGUUUGGAACCAGUGGCACCACUUAUAUACCUGCUGCUGGUUUUGGUGCCCAGUUUGGAAAGAGGCAAGAAACCACAAAAGUUGCAGCAGAAUCAAAGCCCUCAACCAUGCCAUUUGGCUCUGGAUUUGGUGUGCAGUUCGGCAUAAAUCCAGGGCAGUGGGACUGCGAUACGUGCACUUUAAGAAAUGAGGCAUUUUCAAACAGUUGUCUCUCUUGUCAAACUCCUAACCCUUCAAGAAAACCUGCUGCUGUUGCCCCAGCUUUGGCAACCCUCUCAAUUGGGUCUGGAUUUGGUGCACAGUUUGGCAAAAAAACAGGGCAGUGGGAGUGUGACACGUGUCUUGUUAGAAAUGAGGAGUCUGCUAGCAGUUGUGUUUCUUGUCAAACUCCUAACCCUUCAGCAAAAUCAACAGUAGAGGUAGCACCAACAACAGAGCCAACAGUGUCAGACUUUGGUGCUGCUUUUUCAAGGAAGGAUGGACAAUGGGACUGUAACACAUGUCUUGUCAGAAACAACGACUCUGCUAGUCAAUGUUUCUCCUGUCAGAUGCCCAAUCCCAAUGUUAAGAGCAUAGCCACAGCUGCCACUUCCAGAUCAUCCUUCAGCUUUAACUUCGGGAGUCGGACUGCCUCUACUCAACCCACAGGCACUGGGUUUAAAGCAAACUUCAACGGUGACAGCUCUUUGCAGUUUGGUACAGGCAAAGUUGAUAAAAGUUCCCCUGCAUCCUUCAAGUUUGAGACCCCUCCUCGGGCUGAAAGCAGUACCCCCACUGCUGCAGGCUUCUCUUUCACCAUGCCCAUCCCAGCAGGUGGCUUUAAGUUUGGCACUCAGGAAACUGCAAAGGAAACCCUACCAGCUGAAACUCAGACUCCUUCUUCAGGGUCUGCGUCAAUGUUCCUGAAGAAUAUCGCAGAGCAGCACAGAGAGAAGGAAUCUGGUGUCAGUGUAUAUCCAUCAGUGCUGUCAGUGGACAAGACGGGUCAGGAUGAAAAUCCCCUCUUCAUUGGCAAACCCAACGUCUUCAGUUUUGCAGACUUGGCUAAAAACUCACAAGGAGACUUCCAGUUUGGUCAGACUGACUCCAAUUUCAAAGGCUUCACCCGCGCUGGUGAGCAGCUGUUCACAUCCCUUCAGUCAAACCAGAGGGCAGACACCUCAGCUGACCAGGAUGAAGAGGGCAUAUACAAGCCAGAGGAUAAUGACAAUAUCCAGUUUGAGCCUGUGGUCCAGAUGCCAGAGAAAGUGGACCUGGUCACAGGAGAAGAGGACGAACAGGCCCUCUACUCCCAGAGAGUGAAGCUCUUCAGGUUUGACGGAGACAUCAGCCAGUGGAAGGAGAGGGGCGUUGGGGUCCUCAAGUUCCUGAAGAACGCCACCAAUGGCAGGCUCAGGGUGCUGAUGAGGAGAGAGCAGGUCCUGAAGGUGUGUGCCAACCACUGGAUCACCACCACCAUGAACCUGAAGCCCUUGGCUGGCUCCGACAAGGCCUGGAUGUGGCUGGCUAAUGACUUCUCUGAUGGAGAUGCCAGACUGGAGCAACUCGCUGCCAAGUUUAAAACCCCGGAGCUGGCUGAGGAGUUCAAGCUGAAGUUUGAGGAGUGUCAGAGGCUCCUGUUAGACAUCCCACUGCAGACUCCUCACAAGCUUGUUGACACAGGCAGAACUGCACAUCUCAUCCAGAAGGCAGAGGAGAUGAAGUCCGGCCUGAAAGAUCUUAAAUCUUUCCUGACCGAUGACAAAACCAAGAUCAAGGAGGACGACAGCCAUGCUAACAUCACGACAGCCAGUAACACCUCUGGUCUGAAUAUCAAGCCCCACGCAGAGAACACUGGCCCUACCUUAGAAUGGGACAACUAUGACCUGAGAGAGGAGGCUCUGGAAGACAGUGCUGACACCUCUGUCUACGCCUUACCCCUGGCAAGCAGCCCAAUCAGGAAGGACCUCUUCUGCUUUGGAGAAUCCACAGAGGGCUUCAACUUCAGCUUCCAGCCUGUCGUCAGUCCCGCCAAGUCGCUGGCCAAGAUGAACCAGAGCGGGGUGUCUGCGGACGAGGAGCAGGACAUUAGCCAGGAGGAGGAGCGGGACGGCCUGUACUUUGAGCCUGUGGUUCCCCUGCCAGACCUGGUGGAGAUCUCCACUGGAGAGGAGAAUGAAAACGUGUGUUUCAGCCACAGGGCAAAGCUGUAUCGCUAUGACAAAGACCUGAACCAGUGGAAGGAGAGGGGCAUCGGAGACCUCAAGAUACUGCAGAACUGCGAUACCAAACGAGUCAGACUCAUCAUGAGGAGAGACCAAGUCCUGAAAAUCUGCGCCAACCAUUGGGUCACAUCUUCUAUGAAGUUGGAGCCCAUGAAGGGUGCUGAGAAGGCCUGGGUCUGGAGCGCUAUUGACUUUGCCGAGGUAACUAAGGGAAAUGUUGAGCAGUUAGCUGUCAGAUUCAAACUGAAGGAUGUGGCUAACUCCUUCAGAGAUAUAUUUGACCAGGCUAAAACUGCCCAAGAGAAUGAGAUUCUGGUCACUUCAAUCGCCUCCAUGACGGAGACAACCGUGUGUGGACAAGCUGCUGUGGCCAUCCUGGAGGAUUCCACCACAGAACGGACGGAGCUGAAUCAUGAGACUUUACACACCCCUGACUGUAAGUCCUCCACCGGUACUCCACAUAGCCCUCUCAACCUCUCCAGGAUGGUGAUGUCCCCACCCAAGUUCCUCUUUGGAACAGACUCUCUCCAAAAGUUUUUCGGCAGCAGCCCACCAUCAUCCAAGGAGGAUAGUUCUCCAGAGAGCUCCAAGGUUAAAGACAGCGGUCGGACCUCCCAGCCUUUAACCACAGAUCCGGGUUCGAUCCCGGGCUGAGUUGCAGCCGGCCGCAACCGGGAGACCCAUGAGGCGGCGCACAAUUGGCCCAACAUCAUCUGGGUUAGGGGAGGGUUUGGCCGACCGGGAUGUCCUUGUCCAAUCGUGCUUCUACAGAUGAAAGUUAGAAUUGCUGUUUAGUUAUUGGAGGAGUGAAAUGACUACGUUCCUGGUAGCAGCCAGUUGUGUUGAUGGCGAUUCAGAGUCCUUCUCCCUCUGUUUAAAAGGAGACACGGGGAGAUUCCAGCCAUGCUUGCUGACAGAAAUGUGAUGUCACACACACAUUUGUAGUCCAGGAUGUGUAGCAAACGUGUAAAAUCAAAUCCCACUCUGGUUCGGUUUGUUCCAGAGAUUUACAAUAUGUCCCAGUGAAAGAGCCAGAGUUGAAACUCCGGUCGCAUGUUCUUUAUGUCACAAGCAAAACUUGUUCUACCACUGGAAAGUAAUCGUUGAAUUGGUUUUAGAGCAGCAGGAAGAAAUGGUAUAACUGCUAUCCUCUAUGGUUGGCCUCAUGUACAGUACACUGUAGCUCCAUGGUUCUAAUGUUUAUGAUGCUUUUGAGAUUGACUUACUCAGUAGUAAUAGUAUUGUCAGAGAUAUAGGAGACUUCUCGCUCGGUGUGGUGAAAUGCACGGUGUCAAUUUUUUUUAGAUGCAUGUGUUUUGAUGAGGAACUAACCCUAGACAUGCACCUAUCUGCUUAGUGAAAUGGUUUUGUGACUUUCUAGUUAAUAAAAUGUUAGCCUGCCUUUUAGAAUCAAAUGACAGUUUCUGUAGAUGCAAUUUUCAAUAAUAAUAAUAAAUCAAAUUCCCCUUGGAGAUUAAUAUAGUUGUAUUAAUCGGUUCCUGCUCUCAAUGUCUCUCUGUUCUGUACACUUUUCUGUAGGAAGGGAGCCUCCUGACUGAGUUGUCUCUCCAUUUGUGUUGUG
This is a messenger RNA of Oncorhynchus gorbuscha (pink salmon), 5728 nucleotides long. RefSeq names its product E3 SUMO-protein ligase RanBP2-like. NCBI's taxonomy places the organism in Eukaryota, Metazoa, Chordata, Actinopteri, Salmoniformes, Salmonidae. The coding region runs from base 346 to 4800 and encodes 1484 amino acids. Gene Ontology annotation, cellular component: nuclear pore; cytoplasm. The record is from RefSeq and is a predicted model, not a curated record. Gene Ontology annotation, molecular function: GTPase activator activity. The transcript has 2 exons. Gene Ontology annotation, biological process: NLS-bearing protein import into nucleus.